GUAAUUCCCUGGAUGAAGGAAACUUAGUGAUUCCCCGUGGACAAGAUGUUGGUUUCUUUUCAUCGAGAGCGUUCCUAUAUAAAUUCUUAUCCAACUUUGAAAAUCAUCACAAACUCAACUCAACUGCCGAAGCAGCAAUAACAUUUUGAUACUAAAGAAAAAUGAAGUGCACUUUGAUUUUGGCUCUUGUAGCCGCAUGUCUGACUGUAGCCCUCGCGGGUCUACCGAAAAGACAAGGACCACCGAGAUUAAUUAAUCGUCCACCACCACCAAAACCACACCGAUAUGCAAGGGAAGCUAAUCCCCAAAAUUCAAUUAGUGCCACGGUUCAAAAACCAAUGAGUGGUCCAGAACGCCGACCAACUUACAAUAUCGAUUACCAGCACAAAAUCUGGGAGGGCAAAAACGGACACGUUUCCGCUGGAGGUGGUGCUAACAAAUUCCCAGGACAAAGAUGGCAACCUCAAAUCGGAAUCCAAGGACAAUGGCGAUUCCGCAGAGAAGCUAAUCCUCAAAAUUCAAUCAGUGCAACGGUUCAAAAACCCAUGAGUGGUCCAGAACGUCGUCCAACUUACAAUAUCGAUUACCAGCACAAAAUCUGGGAGGGCAAAAAUGGACACAUUUCCGCCGGAGGUGGUGCUAACAAAUUCCCAGGACAGAGAUGGCAACCCCAGGUAGGAAUCCAAGGACAGUGGAGAUUUUAAUCAGAAAUCUAACUCAGUGAGAUGAGAGAGAUUCCAGUAUUAUAGACUGAGGUGUAUCAUGUAAAUUUGUAUUAAAUUUUUCUAAAUAAAUUCCCAAAGAGUCAGGAGAACUAAA
Leptopilina heterotoma is the source of this 819-nucleotide messenger RNA. RefSeq lists its product as uncharacterized. The transcript is spliced from 3 exons. Lineage: Eukaryota; Metazoa; Arthropoda; Insecta; Hymenoptera; Figitidae. The coding region runs from base 162 to 704 and encodes 180 amino acids. The record is from RefSeq and is a predicted model, not a curated record.